Molecule: messenger RNA, 1691 nt
Organism: Musa acuminata subsp. malaccensis (wild Malaysian banana)
Lineage: Eukaryota; Viridiplantae; Streptophyta; Magnoliopsida; Zingiberales; Musaceae
Source: RefSeq, a predicted model, not a curated record
CCCGCCCAUCCUCUUUGGCAUCUCCACUCCGGACCAGUUCAGCAGCCGCAGUAGAAACACAGUACCCUCCUCCGCUUUCUCCAUCCUGAUCCUUCCCUGCGGCACCAAUUUCUACAACCCUAAACCUCGCGUUUCACUGCUCUGCCUCUGGCUCCGGAGCCCAAGGCAUUUGUCGCCGUGUUCCUUCUUUUCUCGUACCUUUCUUUGGCUCCACCACCCCCGAAUCCUGCUCACCGUGUCCAUCUGUCGAAGGUUGUGCUUUUGCUUGGUUUCCUCCUCUCUUCUUCGGGCUGCAACUGAUCUCGGCUGCCGGUUCUUGUUUUGCUUUUUGACGUUUUCAGGUCUCUAAAGGAACAGUUGGCGUUUCUCUUCUCUUCAAAUCCAUGGAUCAUGUGGCACCACCGAGAACCAGCACAAGCUCCUCCGGGUCCGGCUUCCUCUUGUCAAAACUGUGCAAGCGGCGAUCCGUCACCGUAUCGUCCUACAACGACAACCCAAAACCUAACUACCGCUCUUCCAGUGCCGAUGCUGGCACUGGCAAUGGCCCCGAUGAUAACCGAGAUGGUAAAGUGCAUCCCCAGCCACUGGAGGAGCCUCUGACUAGAGUCUCCAAGUGCUCAGAAGAAGCUGUGAUCUUGAAGCUAUUCGAUGCCAUUACUGCCCUCAAGUGUGCUUAUGUGCAGCUGCAGCAGGCCCAUCUUCCUUACGAACCCAAGAAGAUAAAGAUGGCGGAUGAUGUCAUGGUGUCUCUGCUGGGGACCCUAUCUAGUCUCCAGGAAGCUUACAGCUCUCGAUCUGCGCUUCACUCGCAGAUUCAGGACUGUCAGGGUGUGUUGGCACAGUUGCAAUCCAAAGCGCGCAUCAAGUAUUCCGAAAUCCGUCGACUGAGGUGGGAAAUGGAGGAGUUGGAAACAGAAAACGCAGCGGUGGAGAAGAUGGUUAGGCAAACAGAGAAGGUGGCGCUCUUCUAUCCUAACUGGGAGGCGACACCCGCUCUGUUUUCCCGUGUCUGCAGAUCCACUGCGAGAUCCUUUCAUGACUUUGCAAAGCCACUUAUUAGCUUGAUGAAAGCUUCGGGGUGGGACCUGGAUCGCGCCGUCAGUUCGCUCGACGAUUCUCUUUUUUUCGCUCAGAGGGUGCACAAGAAGUAUGCGUUGGAAGCAUAUCUGUGUCGGGUAAUGCUCGGCAGGGCAGCUGAGGACGAAAGCGAUCAUGGGUUGAGCAUGAAUCGGUUGGAUCGAGUGAUGACUUCUCAGGAACCUUUUGAUGCCGUGAUGGAGGAUCCAAAUGGUUGGUUUGGUAAAUAUUGCCGAGCAAAGUACGCCCUGGCGGUGCCAUCCAAGAUGGAGCGCUCCUUCUUUGGGAAUCUGGACCAGAGGUCAUUUGUCAUGAGCGGGGGGCAUCCGAGGACUCCAUUUUAUGAGGCAUUUGUGAGGAUGGCCAGAUGGGCUUGGGCGUUGCAGGUGAUGGCCAACUCCUUUAUUCCAAAGGCGGAGAUGUUCUAUGCCAAGAAAGGCCAUGACUUCUCCAAGGAUUUUAUGGAGAGUGUAGCCGAUGGAGUGAUCUGCGAGGAGGAGGGAGGGGAGACGCUUGAAGUUGGAUUUACGGUGACGCCAGGCUUCCGAAUCGGCAGCACCAUCGUGCGCUGCCGGGUCUAUCCGUGCAGGAUGGCGUCUUCCAUCGACGCUUAA